AGUCACUUCCGGCCCAGGUACGCGAGGCCGCGGCCUUCUUUCCUCUCGGAAAGGAUCAGAAUGAGUACCUGGGGAGCCUCGAGGUGUGUGAGAACUGCCAGGUAUAGCAGUGCAGGCUGUCCUAUGCUUUCGGGCAUCCUGCCGGGAUAGCCUAGUGGCAGCAGGACCCCAGCCCACACCCUGCUUGUGAAGGUCUCUGCCUUUCCCCAGGAAACGGAGAAGAUGAUCAAGUUCCAGGAGCCAGUGUCCUUCAGGGAUGUGUCUGUGGUCUUCACCGAGGAGGAGCUGGGGCUGCUGGACUCUGCCCAGAGGAAGCUGUACCGAGACGUGAUGCUGGAGAACUUCCGGAACCUGCUCUCAGUGGGGAAUCAGCCGUUCAAACCGGGGCUUAUAUUCCAGCUGGAGAGAGAAGAAGAGCUUUUGAUGAUGGAGACAGAGACCCGGAGAGAUGGGUGUUCAGGAACCAAGAGUCAACAUAAUAUGGAAAGUAUUCAAGAAGUGGGAUUAAGCUGCCUUUCCCCCAAAGAGCUUUCCACCUGGCAGACCUGGCAACAAGGUGCAGGCAGAUUAACCGGGUAUCAAGAGUCCAUGAAAAUUUUUCAAGAGAAUACUUCUCAGCUGCAAAAACAAGGUGAUUCCCCCUGCCAAGUUUGGGCAGGAAUACCGAUUGAGAUUUCUGAAGAUGAGAACUACGUAUUGACUCAUAUAGGAGAUGGUUCCCAUGACAUAAAAAGCCAAGAAUUUCCCUCUUGGAGAGCCCAGCAUUCUUGGAGGAAAAUGUAUCUUACAGAGUCACGUAAUUAUCAGUGUAGAUGUCAGAAAAUUUCCAUGAAAAAUGAUUUCUGUAUGUCUGAAGGUAUCAGUUGGAUCUCACAUCACAAUGAUAAUCUGGGUGUACACAGGACAGAAAAAAACUAUAGCUGCCAUGACUGUGGAGAAGACGUCAUGAAAGUUUCAUUGCUUAAUCAAGACUUAAUUCAGACAGGGCAAAAGCCCUACCCUGGUAAUGAGUACAGAGGAGCCUUCAACAAUGACUCCAGCUCUGAAGUUCUUCAGCAGUUAUACUUAGUAGGAAAGGCCCGUACAUACAGUCCAUGUGGAAAGGACUGUAGUUACAGUUCAGUUCUUCAUACUCAUCAAAGUGUUUGUAGAGGAGAUAACUGUGUUUCUGAGAGUUCACAUCUGCAGUGUCAUCAGAAAGUAUACGCAGAGGAGGUGCCUUUUAAAUAUGAAUAUGGUGAGAAUGUCAAUCAGUGCUCCUCUCGUAACACAUAUGAACUUACUCACACAGGAGAGAUGUCCAACAGAUGCAACAUUUAUGAGAAGGUCUUCAGUCAUAGCUUAGACCUUAGUAGUAGUUUUAGGGUCCGUACUGAGCCGGAGCCCUAUGAAUUUGAGGAGAAUGGGAAUGUCUUUAACCAGAAUUCUUGCCUUCGAGCCCAUCAGAAAAUCCAAACUGAAGAGAAACUAUACACAGAUGUGGAGUGUGAGAAGGGUUUCAUUUGUAACUCAGAUUGUAACAUUCAGCACAGAGUUCACAUGGAAGAGAUUCCCUACAAUUCUGAGGUGUGUGGUAAUGGCUUCAGUCUGGCCUCACAUUUUCAAGGCCUUCAGAUAGUCCACACUAGGGAACAACCAUAUAAACAUUAUACAUGUGGUAACAGCUUCAGCCAAAAUUCAUAUCUUCAAAGCCAUCAGAAAAUUCACAUUGGAGAGAAACCUUACAAGGAGUGUGGGAAUGGCUUCAAUUGGAAUUCAAAACCUAAAGAUCAUCAGAGAGUCCACACUGGAGAGAAGCCAUUCAAAUGCAACGCAUGUGGUAAAGUCUUCAGUCACAGAUCAAUUCUUAAUGUUCAUCAGAGGGUCCACACAGGAGAGAAACCUUUUAAAUGUGAGGAGUGUGAUAAGGGAUUCAGUCGGAGUUCAUACCUUCAAGCCCAUCAGAGAAUCCACACUGGAGAAAAGCCAUACAAAUGUGAGGAGUGUGGGAAGGGAUUCAGUCGCAAUUCAUACCUUCAAGGCCAUCAGAGAGUUCACACCGGAGAGAAACCGUACAAGUGUGAGGAGUGUGGGAAGGGAUUCAGUCGGAGUUCACACCUUCAAGGCCAUCAGAGAGUUCACACUGGAGAAAAGCCAUUCAAGUGUGAAGAGUGUGGGAAGGGAUUCAGUUGGAGCUUUAAUCUUCAAAUUCAUCAGAGGGUCCACACAGGAGAGAAACCCUAUAAAUGUGGAGAAUGUGAUAAGGGCUUCAGUAAGGCCUCAACUCUUCUGGCCCAUCAGAGAGUCCACACAGGAGAGAAGCCCUACCAAUGUGAUGAGUGUGGUAAGAGCUUCAGUCAGAGAUCGUACCUUCAAAGCCAUCAGAGUGUCCACACUGGCGAGAGACCAUAUAUAUGUGAGGUAUGUGGGAAGGGCUUCAGUCAGAGAGCAUAUCUUCAAGGUCAUCAAAGAGUCCACACCAGAGUGAAGCCAUACAAAUGUGAGAUGUGUGGGAAGGGCUUUAGUCAGAGCUCACGCCUUGAAGCACAUCAGAGGGUCCACACAGGAGGGAAACCAUACAAAUGUGAGGUGUGCACAAAGGGUUUCAGUGAAAGUUCACGCCUCCAAGCACAUCAGAGAGUCCACACAGAAGGGAGGCCCUAUAAAUGUGAACAAUGUGGUAAGGGUUUCAGUGGGUUUUCGAGUCUUCAGGCCCAUCACAGAGUCCACACUGGGGAAAAACCAUACAAAUGUGAGGUGUGUGGUAAGGGCUUCAGUCAGAGAUCAAACCUCCAGGCUCAUCAGAGAGUCCACACAGGAGAGAAACCAUACAAAUGCGAUGCAUGUGGUAAGGGUUUCCGUUGGAGCUCAGGUCUUCUAAUUCAUCAAAGAGUCCAUAGUGGUGACACAUUCUAUAAAAGUGAAGAGUAUGGUAAGGAUUAUGUUUCUUCAGAGAAUCCAUACAAAAGUGAAAUUCUGUAAAAUGGUAUUCUGUUGCGUUCUGAAGUCCUUAAAUGAGAGCUGAAAUUUUCCAUUCACUCCAGUUCUUAUAGUAGAAAAAGAAUUUCUUUCAUGAAAAGGUAAUGUUUCUGCCAAACAUCAACAUUCACAAUAGUCAGGAGACCACACAGCAGAGACAUCUAACGAGAGGGGUUCCAUACGGGAUUUUGUGAGAACUUUAACAUGUCAUUGCACGUGACUUUAACCUGUUGUUGCACUAGGGCUUAAAAAAGAUAGGAGUAUAGUCAGGAUUUUAACAGAAGCACAGUGAUGAGCAUGCCUAAAUCCAUGUCCACUGGAAUGUAAAGUUAAUGAGAGAAGGGGCUUCGAGCACUGUGAAGUCUCCAAAGCCACGACACUGCAGAACUCGAUAUUAGGUGCUCAGUACUUUUUGCUAAAUGACUAAAAGUGUGUAAAGGUAUCAUGUUUGAAAUUUUUAUUAAGCUUAUUUUCCCCCAAAAGUCAUUUAAAAAUGCAUUUGGAGGAGGAAUACUGCAAGUCAUGUAAGCACUUCAAGUAACUAUUAUUUGAAAUGUAUCAGCAAUAUUGCAAUCUGAAAUUACAUGAAUUUGGCUGCAACCCUGUUGGGAUUGGUUCUCUCCCUUUGUCCCUCGUGUAAGCAGGGAUGAACUGAGUUUCUUACCAUUUGGUCUCUUUCUCUACAGUAUACUAUCCAUUUAAGUUUGGCUGUGAGUAUGUACACCUGUGUACACUUUAAAGGACAGUACAAACUGAUAAAACAAUGUUUCUGGUUAACUUUACAAAAAUGGAACACUACAUUUCACAUAAUUGAAUUUUUACUCCUGCUCUGUGUGUUAGGACAGAGUUUUACUGUAAUAUUUGGAAAGUG
Molecule: messenger RNA, 3829 nt
Organism: Kogia breviceps (pygmy sperm whale)
Lineage: Eukaryota; Metazoa; Chordata; Mammalia; Artiodactyla; Physeteridae
Product: zinc finger protein 112-like
Biological process (GO): regulation of transcription by RNA polymerase II
Cellular component (GO): nucleoplasm; nucleus
Molecular function (GO): RNA polymerase II cis-regulatory region sequence-specific DNA binding; DNA-binding transcription repressor activity, RNA polymerase II-specific
Source: RefSeq, a predicted model, not a curated record